CGUAGAUACAUUCUUGUCAGGCAUACGUUACGUUCAAUGUUUUGUAUUACAUUCAACAGAUGUAUGAUGAUGUCAUGUACGUUGUUGAUCCUCAACAUGUUGAGGGUGAAAUGACAGUUGGUACAAAACAGAGAUCAACUUUAGGAGAGCCAGAAUUUAAUACCUUAGAUGAGCCCAUCAAAGAUACAAUUUUGAGGGACGUUCGAGCAGUAGGCAAGAAAUUUUUCCAUGUUUUAUAUCCUAAAGAGAAGAAAAGUCUACUGAAAGAAUGGGAUUUAUGGGGACCAUUAAUAUUGUGUACUUUUAUGGCAAUGAUAUUGCAAGGUUCAACUGACGUAGCAGAUAAUUCAAACGAUGGAGGGCCCGAAUUUGCAGAAGUGUUUGUUAUUGUAUGGAUUGGAUCUAUGGUUGUUACAUUGAAUUCAAAACUGUUGGGUGGAAAUAUAUCUUUUUUCCAAAGCGUUUGUGUCUUGGGGUAUUGUUUAUUACCGACUGCCAUCGCACUAAUUUUAUGCAGAAUCAUACUGAUAGUGCAGCAAAGCACUCUUCUAUUUACUCUUAGAUUGGUGAUCAGCAUGGUUGGAUUUUUAUGGGCAACAUAUGCAUCAAUGACAUUCCUAGGCGACAGUCAGCCCACAGGCAGGAAAGCAUUAGCAGUAUAUCCAAUUUUCUUGUUUUAUUUUGUUAUAUCAUGGCUAGUUAUAUCCCACACUACAUAAAAUGCAACACAACAAUUAAUUUGCUACAAGACUGCGCAUUGCUCCGACCUUCUGUGUAAAUGCCAGGAGACGAUGAAAAAAUAAUCAGAAGGUGAUGCAAUGUUUUUCAUAUUUCCAAGUCCUGCAUUUGGACGUAUUCCAAUAUUGUGCGUUCGUGAAUAAUACACAAGUAUAAUAGACAAGUAUUUAUUAUCGUCCUAGUAAUUCGAUAUGUCAAUUAUGACUAUUAAGAGAUUGUGAUUAUAUAAUGUUUAAAUCUUACUAAA
Messenger RNA from Cyphomyrmex costatus, 985 nucleotides. RefSeq names its product protein YIPF6. Gene Ontology annotation, cellular component: trans-Golgi network; membrane. NCBI's taxonomy places the organism in Eukaryota, Metazoa, Arthropoda, Insecta, Hymenoptera, Formicidae. Bases 60 to 719 code for a protein of 219 amino acids. Gene Ontology annotation, biological process: endoplasmic reticulum to Golgi vesicle-mediated transport. The transcript has 6 exons. The record is from RefSeq and is a predicted model, not a curated record.